AUGGACCGCUCACGAAAACGCGAGUUGCUAUCGCUCAACCAACGCGCGUGGGAUAAUGAACCUGAUAUCUUCCCUGUCAACCCGUCUCUCGACUCUUCUUUGAAGAAGAAUACCGCAUUCAUUAAGCGACUACGUACCGCAAUUACUCCUGCGACUCUGAACACGUUCCUACAAGAAAUACGUACCCUGAGCCUUCUGAAGUACCUAUCCGAGAUUAUCUCAGCCUGUUACGAGGGAUUAAGCAAGCUUAAAACCCCCGGAGAAAUCGAUGCGGCGAUCGAAAUUGUUAGCGCGCUACACCAACGGUUCGGACCCAGCGAGUUCACCGAAUACUUAGGAUGGCUCCUUGGCAAGGGGAUGGCGACACCAGACAAGAGUCUGCUAAAGUCUCUUGCCCCUGAGGUCCGCGAAAAAGAAGAGAAGGAACGACUCGUUCGACAACGAGCCCUUUUAAGAGUAAUCACUGAACUUUGGCUGGUGGGCGUUCUACGAACCCUUGAUGACGUCAAGCCAGACGAUGCAACCCGAGGCGCCAACGGAAAGAACGCCGAACUCAAGAUUAAGACGGCCAAUUCUACAAAGGGGGGCGGCGCUGAGCCUUUCCCCCUUGAGGUACUUAAGGAUCUUCUGGGCCAUGAUCGGGAGCAUACCAAUUUACCUCUCUUGGUCAUUUUCGUGAAAUCUUUCGGGUGGGAUAUUCUAGGAGUUAAAUCUGCUGGAUCGGAAGGCCGUAAGAUUGUAGAAGAGGAUGGUGCAACAAAGUCCACCGAGGAUAACUCCGAUCGAUCUGAGAAACGAGAGGAUGCUGGCGAUGUCAGUUCGGAUGAUCCCCCAUUUGCCAGCUCCGAGUUACAAGAACGAUUCAGGAAUAUUCUGAAACGGUAUUUCGAGGACGUCAAAGCUCAUCUUAUCAGAGAUCAGAAGAACAUUGUUACACAACGAGGCAGAAACUCGGAGGCGUAUGUCAAGUCCGGUGAGGUGUUCGAAGAUCGCCAGGCCAACUUCGAACGACAAGUAAAAGCACAAGAACGUCUCGUAAGCAAUGCUCAGGUCAUCGCCGAUGCGAUCGGUACUGAGAUGCCAGAUCUCAAGGAAACAGGCGAUGGCUUUUCAACCACUAAUGGAGCCAUUGGGCUAGUAAAGACCGGGGAGUACCUUCGUGGACAGAGCGAGGGCGCGGGCAUCUGGGAAGAUGAGGAUGAACGCCGUUUUUACGAAAAUUUAGUGGACCUAAAAGGCAAAGUGCCUGGCAUCUUACUUGAGGAUGGUAAAAAGAAGAAGACCGAUACAGAUGAACAAGUUGGUAAAAGGGCGGAUUCCGUCGACGCUACAGAGAUGUCUAAGGCGUCAGAAGCAAAUGAUGAUCAAUCGACUGCCAUUGCCAAUAAGACUAUCGGUGCACAGGUGGAUGUCCUACUCACUCGACUACCCGAGCUUACGCACAAGGAUGCCGUUGACCAGGCCGCCAUUGACUUCUGUUUUCUGAAUUCGAAAGCAUCCAGAAAUCGGCUUGUUAAGGGUCUCACCGAAGUACCGAAGAGUCGUACGGACCUUCUUCCGUUCUGGUCUCGACUUGUAGCCACGCUCGGGCGAUACAUGCCGGACGUCCCCAAAGGAGUAGUAGAGUAUCUCGAUGCCGAGUUUCGCAGUCUUCAGCGGCGUAAGGAGAAAGAUUUCCUUGGUCAAGUACGAUUAAGUAAUAUUCGAUACCUCGCCGAGCUCACGAAAUUCGGUAUUGUCCCUGAACACGUCGUUUUUCAUUGCUUGAAAGUUAGCCUUGACGACUUUUCACGAAUGAAUAUCGAGAUCAUCUGUAAUCUCCUAGAGAACUGUGGUAGAUAUCUACUCCGUAACGCAGAUACAUCUCCGCGCAUGGCAACGUUCCUAGAAACACUUCAACGCAAGAAGUCCGUUCAGCAUAUCGGUCAGCCGGAGCGUAUGCUCAUUGAAAACGCAAUAUACUACGUUGAUCCACCGGAGAGAGCAUCGAUUCAACAAAAGGAGCGCACCCCCACUGAGUUGUUCAUACACAAACUAGUAUACGUUGACCUAACGAAACGUAACUAUACCAAGGUUCUUAAGCAGAUCCGUCGACUCCAUUGGGAGGAACCUGAGGUAGUGGCCAUCUUAACGAAGGUGUUUUCAAGACCUGCCAAAGUUAAGUACGGCAGUAUCCACAUUCUCGCUAUAUUGCUCAGUGCCAUCUAUCGUUAUCAUCCGGACUUUACUGUUACAGUGAUCGACAAUGUUAUCGAAUCUGUGAUAUUCGGACUUGAGCAGAAUGAUUUUAAAUUCAAUCAAAGACGUAUUGCUGAAGUCAAGUACCUGGGAGAACUGUAUAAUUAUCGAAUGCUGGAGCAUCCCGUGAUCUUCGACACUAUGUACAAGAUCAUGACUUUCGGUUACGGCGGCGCACCUAUUCCCGGACGUCUCAAUCCUUUCGAUCUACCUGAUGACUAUUUUAGAAUUCGUCUGGUGGCUACGAUGCUUGAGACCUGCGGAAUGUUUUUCAACCGAGGUGCUGCGGGGAAGAAGCUAGAUUAUUUCCUUUCCUUUCUUCAGUACUACAUACACACAAAGCAACCUCUACCGAUGGACAUUGAAUUCAUUGUUCAAGACACAUUUUCUCUUACCAGGCCCCAGUGGAAGUUAGCAAGCACCCUAGAAGAAGCCGCAAAAGCAUUCCAACUUGCGGUAGCCCAGGACCAGAAAAAUGCCGGCUUGGACAAAGGCGCCGAUCAAGAUGAGGCUUCUAGCGGUACCUCUUCUGACGAUGACGGUGGCGAUGGUGAUGGCGACGGUGACGGUGACGGUGACAUUGUACUCCCUGAGGCUGACGGCGAUGGCGACUCAGAGCUUGGAGAGGAAGAUGAUGCUGAGGACGCCGAGAACCAGCUAGAAUCACCUGACGAUUUCGAAUCCGAGGAGGAAGCAAUAGUAGUGACUAGAAAGACCGAAGAAGUUGAUCCCGAGGAUGAGGCGGAUUUUGAACGUGAGUAUGCGAAGAUGAUGGCUGAAAGUUUAGAAUCUCGGAAAUUUGAUCGCAAGAUCAUGUUCGACGCGCCUUUACCCAUCAGACCCAAAACUCGCGACGUUUCCUCGACAAUAGAAACGGAAUCCGCAAAUAAUGAGGGGCCAUCUAGCACGAUGGCGUUCUCGCUUUUGACAAAGAAAGGCAACCGCCAACAGACACGAACUGUUGCCCUUCCUUCGGAUUCGACUUUUGCCGUCGCCAUGAAGACCCAGCAGCAAGCAGAGAGGGAAGAACAGCAGCGUAUCAAAAACCUGGUACUCAACUAUGACCUUCGUGAGAACGAAGACCCCGAUGGUGAUACCCAUAUGACCCCAAUAGUCCCGAACGCAAAUAUUCACGAUUCUACUCAUUCAGGUCACGAAAAGUCAUCCUCCUACCAUCCCAGCCGCUCUGAUAAACCCAACAAGGAGCGUAGCGGACAGCGCGUCCGCAGAUUACAACUUAGUGAUGUUGACUGGUACGGUAGAUCCCAAACAAAUCGAAAUGACGUCGAGCAAAACAGUGGAGACCCUAAAGGUCUAGCUGCCAGCGAGACUAUUGAUGGCACUGAAUCUACUCCCAACCGAGUGGAUGGAAGUAGACUAAAUAACCGCCAGCCUCCUUCCGCUCAAUCCAGAACCCGCCUACAAUCUCGGCGAGGACGCGGAAAGCGCUAG
This is a messenger RNA of Hypoxylon trugodes, 3690 nucleotides long. RefSeq names its product ARM repeat-containing protein. Gene Ontology annotation, biological process: nuclear-transcribed mRNA catabolic process, nonsense-mediated decay. The coding region runs from base 1 to 3690 and encodes 1229 amino acids. Gene Ontology annotation, cellular component: exon-exon junction complex; cytoplasm. NCBI's taxonomy places the organism in Eukaryota, Fungi, Ascomycota, Sordariomycetes, Xylariales, Hypoxylaceae. The transcript is spliced from 8 exons. The record is from RefSeq and is a predicted model, not a curated record. Gene Ontology annotation, molecular function: RNA binding; protein binding.